CAGACAGAAAGAUGGAUGGAUGGAUGGAUAGAUGGAUGGAUGGAUCAGACAGACAGACAGACAGACAGACAGACAGCUUUGCCUUCUCCUGAUUGGCUAGUGUCACUAUGAUUGACCAGCUAUAGACUAUGGUCCGCCCACCCAUAGAGCUCCUCCAAUCAGGCUUUGGAAACUGUAUUAUAGUCUUAUAUACACAGAUGGUCCCUGAAUUCAAUGGUACGACUUAAUUUUUUGUGAUCCUACGAUGGCGAUAGCAAUACGACAAAAUUAUAAAAUCUUUGUACAUUUCUCACAGCAGGCAAAUGUUGAACCGGUGCUCGUCCACGCCCACGUCUUGAAUUACCAUAUUUUUAAGUUACUACUUGGUCAUCAGAACUCAUAAUUUGUAACAGAAGUAACUAUAAACGUUUUCACACAGCUCUGACUCAGCUAGCUCGAGGUAACUAGGUGAUAAAUAUCGUGAGGCGUAUCCUGCACCGUACAGGCAUGUCUCAGAGUUGACUCCGCCUCCUGCAUUAAACCCGAACCCUCGCAUUUAUAACAGGGUUGUGGAUUUUUUUUUUUUUUUUUACCGCACCACGAGGCAUCAGUUGUUUUCUCUGGAGGAUUUCUUUCCACACAAAGUCAGCGUAAAGAAGUUUGCCGAACAUAAAGGAACGUUCAGGAGGAAAAAACACGAACACAAACAAAACGGAGAAAAACCGAAACGAGAUCUUUUCUGGAUUUGAAUCAUCGAAAAUCACAAAAUCAUCGAGAAAAAAAAUGUUGGCGAGGAGCAUUUCGGCUCGAGUAAAGCGUGAAAAAAAAAAAAAAAACAGCUUGGAUCGAAGCCAGAGUGUUCACUAACCGACAGGAGGAGGAUUUGGGAAAGAAGGAGGGAAAAACUCGUCCUCUUCCCUCCUUUUACUCCUCCUUUCUCUCUCUCUCCCUCUCCUGUUCUCCUGCUCCUCCGGAAAGGGCGACUUGGCCUCGAGCCUGGAGUGCACGGGGUCGUUUCAGGUCAGCCCCAGCGUGUUUGGUGCAUAGGAAGUGCACAGAGUUACACGCUCGCUGUAUUUCACUUCCUCGUUUUCACGUGCCAGAAAGAGAGAGAGAGUGACGGAGAGAGAGAGAGACGGAGGAAGCUCGAGCAGGCCGAAGCCUGAGACGUAAAAACUAUCGCCUUUUUUUUUUUCCUUUGGUUUACACAUUAAACACGACAAGAGUUCACAUGUGAAGCGCACGAGGGAAGGACAGAGGCACCUGGUCGCCUCGGCCGGCGAGGAUAUGCCUGAACAGGGCAAUCGUGUGAAGGCUCGUUUCAUGCCUGGGAGAGAUGAAGUGAGCGCAGUGUGUUUCACCAGCACCAGCAACCUGUAGCAUUGUGAUCCUGUGCCUCUCAGACCGCCACACACACACACACACACAUACACACACACACACACAUUUACAAUCUUACACACUCACACACACCCACAGACGGACGGACAACUACAACAGAGCGCCAUCCGACUGUUGCCGCUAUCAGCCAGAAAGGGGAUGACUGAGCGCGUCCACAACAUCAACCUACACAACUUCAGCAGCUCGGUACUGGAGACCCUGAACGAGCAGCGCAACCGUGGGCACUUCUGCGACGUGACGGUGCGCAUCCACGGCAGCAUGCUGCGUGCCCACCGCUGCGUGCUCGCCGCCGCCAGCCCCUUCUUCCAGGACAAGCUGCUGCUGGGCUACAGCGACAUCGAGGUGCCGGCGGUGGUCUCGGUGCAGUCGGUGCAGAAGCUCAUCGACUUCAUGUACAGCGGCGCACUGCGCGUAGCCCACUCGGAGGCGCUGCAGAUCCUCACGGCCGCCAGUAUCCUGCAGAUCAAGACCGUCAUCGACGAGUGCACGCGCAUCGUCUCGCAUGCCUCAGCCCAAGAGACACCGCGUGGCACACCUGACUCGGGGACCUCGGGUCCGGGGAGCGAUGUGGAGCAGGGCAUAGAACGUGCCUAUACCUCGGUCUAUUCCGGCCUGGAGCUGCAGAACGGCACGCGGAGUGAACGCCAGCACUUCACCAGCGUCUCCAUCCCCAGCAACUUCGAUUCCCUGCAGCAAAAAGAAGGUGUGCAGGACCCAUCGCUGUGGGUGAGCCGGUUGCAUGAGCGCCAGCAGCAGGCCGAACGCUUCCUGGCCUCGUCCGAGACCACGCACUGCCGCAAGCAGCCUCGCCCGGUCCGCUUGCACACGGCUGACCACGACGUGCGCAUCAAACAGGAGAGGACGACCGAAGAGACGUAUGGCUGCUACGGAUUAGACGUGGAUGAUGCCAACGGGGAGCCCAAAGGGGAGAGCUUCGAUUCGGGCGUCAGCUCCUCUGUGGGCACUGAAAACGACCCGUCGGAGCAGCACUUCAUGCCCGUGUUUGGGCGUGAGGGCGAGGCAGAGGUGGGCACGCCAGUGCACAUCGACGUCACCGAUUCGUCCCCGGAGCAAAGCCAGGAGAUGGGCGAAGACAACAACAGCGGCGACGGAAGAGACAUCAUGAUGGACCAGCCACCGCUGUCGAACCCGAUCGUUCCCAGUUCCGUUCCCGGAGGGCAGCUUUACAUCCGCCCCUGUGACACCAUUGCGGCGAACCUGCGCAUGCCCCUGACGCUCGCCAGCAGCGCCAACUCGUAUUUGCCCACUUUGUUUGCCCCGCAGCCCUCAGCCAACGAGAACAAGCCCUUCCUCUUCAGCCUGCCGCAGACCGUCAGCUCCCAGCAGCCCCAGUUCGUAGCUGUGCCGCCCCACAGCAUGGCGCCGUUCCCCGGCGGCCUGAGCGGAGUGCCGAGCGCCGGCGCUCAGCAGCAGCAGCAGCCCAACGCCACCGGAGUGGUGCAGCAGGGCGAGAAGAAACCGUACGCCUGCACCCUCUGCUGCAAAACCUUCACUGCCAAACAGAACUAUGUCAAACACAUGUUCGUGCACACCGGUGAGAAGCCGCACCAGUGCAGCAUCUGCUGGCGCUCGUUCUCCCUGAAGGAUUACCUGAUCAAGCACAUGGUGACCCACACGGGCGUGCGCGCCUACCAGUGCAGCAUCUGCAACAAGCGCUUCACGCAGAAGAGCUCGCUGAACGUGCACAUGCGCCUGCACCGCGGCGAGAAGUCCUACGAGUGCUACAUUUGCAAGAAGAAGUUCUCUCACAAGACCCUGCUGGAGAGGCACAUGGCUCUGCACAGCACCGCGCCCGGGGUCACUGGGGUCGUCACCGGGGUCACUGGGGUUGUCACCGGGGUCACCGGGGUCACCGGCGUCGUCUCCGGGGCCAACCCCGCGGGCCCCGCCUCCAUCCCGGUGCAGAUGGCCGUCCCCGAACCCGGCCCCGGAGUGGUGGCCCUGGCCAUGCCGGUGGGAGGAGGCGGAGCCGGGGGAGGAGUCAGCGGAACCGGAGUGGGCGUGGCCUCCGAGGCGAGCUGCCAGGAAGCGACGACCUACAUGUGCUCCGUCUGCCCGGUCAAGUUCGACCAAAUCGAGCACUUCAACGACCACAUGCGCAAGCACGUCUCCGACGGAUAAGUACGGAAACGAAAAAUAUAUACAUAUAUAGAUAUAUAUAUAUAUAUAUAUAUAUAUCUCUCUCUCCACACAAAGGUUUAAAAAAAAAAAAACUUUUUAAACAACAACAACAAAAAAAAAAAAGAAUGAAAAUUUAAAAUAAUGGCACUAGAUUUUUUUUUGUUUGUUGGUUCGUUUGUUUGUUUUCCCUAAAAUUUGGGGCAUGAAGAGUAAUGAGUAUAGACACUGGCACAUUGAGUUUGAGUUUUCCCAGAAAACAAAAAUUGUUCUUUUUUUUGGUCGUUUUUUGUCGUUAUUCUUAAAGAAUUAAAAAAAAAACAUAGAUGGUGGCCUUAAGGCUGUGUAGUUGGAGAAUGAUCCACUGGAUGGAUCCAAACUACUGGCCUCUAAAUGUAUGAUUUCCUUACUGAUUUAUGUGUUGAACACUACCGAAAGGCCUGCGAAAGACACACACACACACACACACACACACACACACACACACAGACUACUUAUACACCUACACACCGUCGAGUGAUUUGUAUUGUAUCGUAUGUGUGUGCGUGUGUGUGUGUGUGUGUGUGUGUGUGUGUGUGUGUGUGUGUGUGUGCGCGCAAAAAAAAAAAAAAAAUUUGAACCGUUUUCCCAUGUAGACCGUACUGGAUGCCACCGGCGUCCUGAUUACUGUGGUAAACCUUUAAAAAAACAAAAAAACAAAAACGUGUCUCGGAAUCGGUGGGAAAAUCGAAAACGGUCACGCGUUUGCCUUUGCGUUCGUUCGGAAUUCCACACUGGGAUUUUUAUCGUAUUUACUAAUUAAAAAAACGGAUUCGAGUCGUUGCACGGAAAUAAAGAAAACGUCCCUUUAUUACGAUAAAAAAAACACAAUAUCUGUAUCCUUUCUCUCUCUCUCUCUCUCUCUCUCUCUCUUUCUCUCUCUUUUCCACGGCUCGGAGCGAGGGAUCGAGGGUUUUUUUGUAUUAAUUUGUAAAUUUUUUUGGUCAGUUAGUAUUUUCUUCGAGAUUCCUGAUUUUUUGCGAACACUGCCACAAAAAAAGAAGAAGACUGUUAUAUGAUCUCUUCCUAAACGAGAAAAAAACCAGACGAAGAAAAGAAAGAGGCCCAGGGUACUUCUUUUUAUCGGUCAUGAUUCCUAGAUAAACAUUUCAGCAUUCUCAUUUCCCCCAUGAUUUAUAAAAAAAAAAAAGUUAGGAAGUAAAUAAAUUCCGGGGCUCAGACGCAGACGCAGACGCAGACGCAGGCUAGGUGUUAGCCUCCUCUUCACGCGCCCAGACUGUUACACCCUGGCGUGGCAUUGUGAAGCUUUUCUCUCGCGUCUUUUCUCCACGAGCGACCCGGAUACUAAUAACAGCCCCGCUCAAAAAU
This is a messenger RNA of Silurus meridionalis, 4887 nucleotides long. It is a transcript of the gene zbtb20, whose product is annotated as zinc finger and BTB domain containing 20. Bases 1519 to 3522 code for a protein of 667 amino acids. Gene Ontology annotation, biological process: regulation of transcription by RNA polymerase II. The transcript is spliced from 4 exons. Gene Ontology annotation, molecular function: RNA polymerase II cis-regulatory region sequence-specific DNA binding; protein binding; DNA-binding transcription factor activity, RNA polymerase II-specific. The record is from RefSeq and is a predicted model, not a curated record. Lineage: Eukaryota; Metazoa; Chordata; Actinopteri; Siluriformes; Siluridae.